GCGGAAGUAGUUCCUCUUGUGGUAGCCUAGUUUCCGUUUCUGGGUCCCGUGCGCAGUGAGUGAGGUCGGUGUAGCGGCGGCCUCCUCCUGUGGGUGGCGGGUGCCAUGGCCGAGCUGGUGCAGGGACAGAGCGCGGCUCCCGUGGGGAUCAAGUCCGAGGGAUUCGCCGACGCGCUGCACCGGGUUCGGCAGAUAGCUGCUAAAAUCGAUGGCAUCCCACACUUGAAUAAUUCUGGCUCGCUCGUCGACCCAUCAGUAUAUGGUUACGGCGUGCAAAAAAGACCCCUCGACGAUGGAGUUGGUAACCAGUUAGGAGCCCUGGUACAUCAAAGAACUGUGAUGACAGAAGAAUUUAAAGUGCCUGACAAGAUGGUGGGAUUCAUAAUUGGUCGCGGUGGAGAGCAGAUCUCACGGAUCCAGACAGAAUCUGGUUGCAAGAUUCAAAUAGCGCCAGAUAGCGGUGGUUUGCCGGAGAGAUCCUGCGUCCUGACUGGUGCGCCGGAAAGCAUAGAACAUGCAAAGCGUCUUUUAGGACAGAUUGUCGAACGCUGUCGGAACGGGCCAGGCUUCCAUAACGACAUGGACGGAAACAACACAGUCCAGGAGAUCCUAAUUCCGGCUUCUAAAGUUGGUCUGGUAAUCGGCAAAGGAGGCGACACCAUUAAACAGUUGCAGGAGAGGACCGGCGUUAAAAUGAUUAUGAUCCAAGAUGGCCCAUUACCGACCGGGGCAGACAAGCCGCUUAGGAUCACAGGAGACCCUUUCAAAGUACAGCAAGCGAGAGACUUGGUUCUGGAGAUCAUACGAGAAAAGGACCAGAUCGACUUCAGGGGUGUCCGUAGUGACUUCAGCUCCAGGAUGGGUGGAUGCAACGUAGAGGUGCCUGUACCCCGGUUCGCUGUGGGAAUCGUAAUAGGGAGGAAUGGUGAAAUGAUCAAGAAGAUUCAGAAUGAUGCCGGAGUGAGGAUUCAGUUCAAGCCAGAUGACGGAAUUAGCCCCGAGCGAGUGGCGCAAGUAAUGGGCGCCCCAGACCGAUGUCAGCACGCUGCUCACAUAAUCAACGAGCUUAUUAUAACGGCACAGGAACGCGAUGGCUUCGGGAAUCUUGCGGUGGCUCGCGCGAGGGGACGCAGUCGCGGCGAUUGGAAUAUCGGUACGCCAGGCGGCAUGCAGGAGAUCACGUACACUGUGCCGGCGGACAAAUGCGGACUGGUAAUUGGCAAAGGCGGUGAAAAUAUCAAAAGCAUUAACCAGCAAUCCGGAGCCCACGUGGAGCUUCAGCGAAAUCCCCCUCCCAACACGGAUCCAAGCGUCCGGAUAUUCACCAUCCGAGGUGUCCCACAACAGAUCGAGCUGGCGAGGCAUCUCAUCGAUGAGAAAGUUGGGGGUACAGCAAUAGGGGCUCCGAGCAGUUUCGGGCAGAGUCCUUUUAGCCAGGCACAUGCGACACCUCAUCAGAAUGGUCCUCAGGCGUUUGUAACCCAGGGUUGGGGCAGCACUUACCAGGCGUGGCAACAGCCCGGCCAACAACUACCAGGUCAACAGAGCCAGCAGCAGAACGCUCAGCCGGAUUACAGCAAGGCAUGGGAGGAGUAUUACAAGAAGCAGAGCCAAGCUGCCAGCGCCCCCUCUCAGCCAAGCUCACAACCAGACUACACGAUGGCGUGGGCAGAGUAUUACAGACAACAGGCGGCUUACUACGGGCAGUCAUUGGGGCAAACUCAGACCCACAGCCAGGAGCAGUAGAACAAGUGUCCGGUCGACGGCAAGUUUUAUUUUUAAUUCCCAAUCCCCCUUUGGAAUCAUUGCAGAAAACGAACCUUAAUUUGUAACAGGUUUCUAGAUUUGCAGAACUUUUGAUGAAGACUCUGUUUGUAAAACACUAGUCAUAGGGUUAAAUCUUUACUGAACUUUGCUAAGAAUCAGGAUUCUAUAAUAUACUAAAGAUAUAAAUGUGCUGAGAGUAUUUUUUUUUUCCUCUUCUUUUUUGGGGGGUGUUUUGUUUGUUUUUUUUCUCUACCCUUGAAAAAAAAAGUGUUAACAUGUAUUCUUUUUGAACCAAGAAAUUUAGAAAUGCAUAUAUACAUAUAUAUUCCUCCACUGUGUAGCCUCUACCCCCUCCGGUGCUGAAAUUGCAACAUAUUUGUCUCACAUUUUUUUUUUUGUAACUUUUUUUGUCUCGACAAUACAGCUUUGGAGGUCUUAUGAAUGUUAAAACUUAUAAAAUUUUGAAAAACAAAGUGUACACAAACUCCUAUUUUUUUUUUAAAAAGAAAUGUGUAUUUAAAUAUUCUUAACUGUAAAUUCAUUAAAUGUUUUAAGUCUAAUUUUUCUUGAUAUUAUGACUGUAUUUGAUUUUAUUGCAUUUUUUUUUUUUAAAGAGAAUUAAUAUCCGUGUUAUCUGGUUCUGAAAUAUGUCAUUCUGAAUACCGAAUAUUUUGAAUAUGUUUUCUGAGACAAGUAUUGUGUGUAUGGGGGAAAAAAAAGGGGAGGGGGAGCAGUUUCAUAUUUUGUAGGCUUUGUAUAAUACCUAGGGUUUUGAAGGGUUAAUAUAAAAAAAAAAGAAAUUUGAUUGUUAACCCUUCUCCUGCCAGACUGAACUGUAUGCAUUGUAGAGCAAUGCAUGGCAAGGCUUUCUGGCAGCAAAGGGGUGAAUUUUUUUUAUCACUUAUUCUGUUGCCUGUGUAUAUCGGACAUCCAAGCUAUAAUAACAUGAAAAGAGAAAAUUUUGUGCUGUCGGAAAAUAUAAAUAUUAUUUUUUAAUAUGAAUAAAUCAACUGUUAGAAUCUUUAAUGCAAACACUGUGGAACACUUAACAGGUGAAAAAGUUUAAAAAAGAAUCGUAAUAACUUUUUUUUUAACUCCAGGGUUCGUGUUUUGGCUUUGAUCUUUAUUUUUUUUCUGUUUUUGCCGUUAUUUUUUUUCCUUAUUUUGAAUUUUGUUAGUAUUUUAUUAACUAAUUGUCAAAUUUACCAUAGUAAAUAAAACUAGUAUUAACCACAGUAUGUGCUAAAAAAAUUUUGAUUUAAUAAAAGGGAUAUGAUUUUGAAUGUUUGUAGUUUUUUUUUUUUUCUUGUACAGAUGGCUGUAUUUUUAAAAAGACAAAACAAAAUCCAAUCUAAUUUUUUUGCGUGUGCAUUUAAAAUUAAUCCAUGGGAAACAUUCCAUGUCUUAGUUUGUUUUUUGGGUGGGUGUUUAAGGGCUUUAACUAAUUUCUUUUUUGUUUGUUUUUUUUGCCUAAAGUUUAACUAUUAAAAAAAAAUUCACAAUUGAGCGAUAAUGAGUAUGUUACAGCAAGAUGUCUUAUCAUCUGAGAACUGCAUUUUACACUCUAUAUAAUAAAAAUGCCACAAGCUUCCUUGUGGAUAAAAAAUU
This is a messenger RNA of Spea bombifrons (plains spadefoot toad), 3375 nucleotides long. It is a transcript of the gene FUBP3, whose product is annotated as far upstream element binding protein 3. Bases 106 to 1746 code for a protein of 546 amino acids. Gene Ontology annotation, cellular component: cytoplasm; nucleus. Gene Ontology annotation, molecular function: mRNA binding. The transcript has 18 exons. Gene Ontology annotation, biological process: regulation of gene expression. The record is from RefSeq and is a predicted model, not a curated record. Lineage: Eukaryota; Metazoa; Chordata; Amphibia; Anura; Pelobatidae.